AUGGAAACAUCCAUUCAUUGUUAAUUGCACUAAGAAUAUUAAGUGUAAUACAUUUUCCUUAAUCAGAAUAAUAUAAAAUUUGGUUGUAUUGAGUGUAUAUCAGAUUUGUAAGAUGAAAAUCAUAAUGCAAAUAUUUUCAAAAAUAUUUUUCUAUUGCAUGAUGUAAUAUCAACCAUAAAAUUUUUAGAUAUAAAGCAGUCCUUAAAAAUUAUUAACAUAGAUUUCAAAUAUUGAUGACUAAAACCUGUAGUUUUAUAGUUGCUUACAUAAGAAAACAGAGACAAUAAUAAUGUAAACUUUCUAAAAUUGGGAAAACAAUAUGAGGAAUUUUCAAAAAAAGAUAGAUAACAUCAUUCUUCAAUAAAAAGAAUUUGUGGAACAACUUCUUAUCAACUAUAAAAAUACAAUUAAAUAACUCUAGCAGGUAAGAAUACAUUAACUUAGGAAAUAAAAUUCGAAGAAUUCUAAAACCUAAUUAAAGAAUUUGGAACUGCUAAUGAAAAACUUCAAAAUGAUGUUUUAGAAUAAAUUUCGCAUAAGAUUACUUAACAUUUUGAAAGUUUAGAUAAAAACAAUGCAAAAGAAUUAAAUGAAUCUUUAAAAAGAAUAAAAUAAGAGUAUAUAAAUCAAGCAGAAAAGUAUAUUUGUAUGAAUAAUAUAGUUUAAAUCAGCCUGAUAUUUAAGAAUUGUAAACUUCGUUCUAAUAACUGAUUAAAUCAACAAAUGAUUUAUAUUCAUAAAUGGGAAAGUCUUUCAAUUAUAUAACUUAAAUGAAUUCCUCAUUAAUUCCUAACAGUUACUCAAAAUAUUUAUUAGGACUUAUUAAAAACAAAUUAAAUUAGGAUAUCAAAUAAAUAAAACUUCUAUAUUUAGGAUCAAGAGAUGGACUUAAUGGUCAAUCUUUAUGGAACAAAAUUGAUGGAAAAAAGCAUUUAAUAUAUAUUUUUAAAUCAAAAAAUCCAGGAAAUAAUAUUUUUGGGUCAUACAUCUCUUGCAAAGUAAACUAAGAUUUAAAUAAUUGGUAAUCUGAUGAAUCUUUGAGUUCAUUUAUUUUUUCUUAUACUCACAAUGAGAUAUAUCCUUUAAAAUAGUCUUAAAAAUAGCAUGCUAUUCUCUGUUAACCGAUAAGCUAUGCUGUUUGGAUUGGAAUGAGUGGAAAUAUUGGAAUUUGUAAUGAUUUUAUUAAUGGAUAAUCUUAUUUAGGUUCUUCAUAUGAAUGGGAUAAAUUUGAAAACCAAAGAAGUUCCCAUUUAUUUGGAGGAGAUUCUCCAAAUAUUGAAGAAUGUGAAGUUUAUGAAUUAUAAAUUUGA
Molecule: messenger RNA, 1310 nt
Organism: Paramecium pentaurelia
Lineage: Eukaryota; Ciliophora; Oligohymenophorea; Peniculida; Parameciidae
Source: the annotation of a GenBank genome assembly